AUGCAGGACUGUCAACAUCAAAUCACCCAAAAACUGAUUAACACAGAAAAGGAGAUACUGGACAAAACUGUUGCCCCUCCGAUACCAAAUUUCUCCUUGACAAUACUCCAGGCAAAGCUCUACCAAUUGCCAACAAGAAAGCCUCGAGAUUGCACAAGACAGAAGACCAACAGCUCUAAUGCGGGUUCAUUGAGCCUCUACAUGUGCUAUGCCGUCAGUAAAGAUACCGAUCCAGUGGCAUAUGGGAGGGAGGCCUCACUAGAAAAGGGAAUUUCCCGACAGUUACCAAGGUCCGUGUCCUCAAUCAUGACCUCGUAUUUCACGAGGUAAGGGAUGAGGGAUAACAUCCAAGCACUUGAGCCAGGAAGAGCCAGUCGCUUCAUUGACCUGUCCAAAACGGCAACGCCAGAUUCGCAAUAUCAGCCCCUGCUCGCCUUGACGUCCCUUUUGGGAAUCUAGAAUCCCAAGCCAGCGUUUGAUUUGAAGCAGACGAGAAAUCAGACUAUGGUUGCAUACUCUAGAGCUUCAUUAUUUAGCGUGUAUCGGACAUGCCUCUUCCUCAAGGUCUCACAGCGGACAACUCGACGUCAGUUCACAUUGUAGACAUAGAACAAACCGUGCCGCGUGGAUAUUCAGGAUUGGCGGUAUAGUUGUCCCAAGAAGCAGUGAUAUAACUAGUUAAUUAUAUGCUGGUCGUUUGUUCUGCUUCGCUUCAAUACAAUAUGCAAAGCAACGGCUUCAAACACGAUGUUCGGCAGCGAGAAAGUCUCGGGUUGGAAAAUAAACGAAUAGCAGUACGGAGU
Molecule: messenger RNA, 803 nt
Organism: Coccidioides immitis RS
Lineage: Eukaryota; Fungi; Ascomycota; Eurotiomycetes; Onygenales; Onygenaceae
Exons: 3
Coding region: 1-330 (109 amino acids)
Source: RefSeq, a predicted model, not a curated record